Messenger RNA from Helianthus annuus (common sunflower), 1133 nucleotides. Its product is annotated as F-box/FBD/LRR-repeat protein At1g13570. The coding region runs from base 6 to 1133 and encodes 375 amino acids. The record is from RefSeq and is a predicted model, not a curated record. Lineage: Eukaryota; Viridiplantae; Streptophyta; Magnoliopsida; Asterales; Asteraceae. Gene Ontology annotation, molecular function: protein binding. The transcript has 3 exons.
GCAGUAUGACCCGAGGAAGGCAGCCUAAGGUGAAAGCCAAAUGUUUGUCUAAAGUUGAACGAGUUGAUAGAAUCACCACACUUCCUCGAGCCAUAGUAGAAACUAUCUUAUGUCUUUUACCAAUUAAAGAAGCAGCUAGGACAAGUGUCCUCUCAAGGGAAUGGAGGUACAACUGGACCACAAUUCCUAAACUUGCGUUUUACCAGGAUCAUGUGAAAAAAUCGUCUGAUGGGAGUGAAACAUCUGACUUAGAAAGGGCAAGGAACAACAUGGACACGAGGUGUAAGCUUAUCUAUGUUAUACACCAAGUUUUGUUACUCCACCAGGGUCUUAUACGUGAGUUCACGCUUUCGAUGGAUGCACAUUACACCUGCUUUGAAAUUGACCAGAUACUACUUCAUUUGUCGAGGAACCAUGCCGUUAAGAAAUUAAGAUUUGAUUUCUAUGAUGAUAAUGCAUAUUGUUUACCUUUAUCUUUGUUCUCGUUGCAUCACUUGACGGAUUUGGAUCUUGAAAAUUGUAAUAUCAACCAGAAACCAAUAUUCAAUGGAUUUGGUAGCCUUACAAGCUUAUCCUUGAUAUCUGUAAAGAUCUCUAGAAAAGCUCUUCUACAUCUUUUAUCUAAUUGUCCAUCACUUAAGUGUUUGUUUAUGUCGUUAGUUCAAGUCUCAGUUUCACAAGAGCUUCCAACUUCACUAAUCCACCUCAAGUACUGCUAUAUCGAAGAAUUGUCUUUUAAAGAUGGCUAUGGAUUGCCUUUUAUUGCUGCUUUGAUCAAAUGCUCCCCAAACUUGGAGACAAUUGACCUGGCGAUAAAGUCUGUUCUGCUGCAUGAAUACUCCGUUACGUUGGAAAAAUACUCAAAUGUUUGGUUGGAGCAUCUGAACGAAUUGGAGAUUGGAUAUUUCACACAUGUGAAGCCUGUGUUGGAGUUGGUGAAGUUUAUUCUUGCCAGGUCACCCAAUCUAAAGAAGGUGAGUUUGCUAACCAAUUCGGUGGUGGACAAGAAUGAAAGGUUAGAGAUGUUAAAAACUCUUAGGCGCUCCACACGCACCACCGGUGGAAAUUGUUGUACGUUGAGUAUCGCUUCUUUAAACCUCAAGGAUGGUUUUCUUUUGGAGGAAACCUUUUGA